Molecule: messenger RNA, 2410 nt
Organism: Hevea brasiliensis (rubber tree)
Lineage: Eukaryota; Viridiplantae; Streptophyta; Magnoliopsida; Malpighiales; Euphorbiaceae
Product: nuclear matrix constituent protein 1-like
Exons: 18
Coding region: 120-2165 (681 amino acids)
Source: RefSeq, a predicted model, not a curated record
CCCAAAACUAACAAUAUCUUCUUUCCUUCACAGAAAAAUCAGUUUGAAGCUGCUUUUUACAAACAUUUCCUUUGGAUUUCUGUGUUUUAUAGAAGAGAAACUGACAAAAUUUUCCCAAAAUGUCGUGGCUGAGAUCCGCCGUGAACAAGGCUGUGGAGGUAGGGAACAAGAAUAACCUCACUCGUGCCGUCAAGAACUACGCCGACUCCGUCGUUCAACAAGCCGGCCAAGCCGUCGCUGAAGGAGCCAAAAUCUUGCAAGAUCGAAUUGGGAAUCGGAAUUACAAAAGUGUUAAGCAAACUGUUAAGAGAUUGGAAGAGGCUGCUGUCUCUUGUAGAGGUCCCGAGAGGGUUCUGUUGCUGAGAAGAUGGUUAUUUGUGCUUAAAGAAGUUGAGAAGUUAUGGGCAGCUUCUUCUGAAGAUAAACAGAGGACCGUUGAGCAACACCUUUUUCCUGAUGAAGGAAGGGAAAGUCCAAGAAGACAGUCUAUGGUAUUGUAUUAUGAUUCUGAUGUUGGGGGCGAGCCAAUGAAUUUUCGUGAUGUUUUUCUUCAAAGCCAGGCUUUGGAGGGCAUCAUAUUGUCCAUGAUUCUUGAAGCACCAACUGAUGAAGAAAUUUCUUUGCUUCUAGAGAUGUUUAGGAUCUGUCUAACCGGAGGAAAAGAAGUUCAUAAUGCAAUAUUGAGCAGCAUACAAGAUUUGGCUUCAGCUUUUGCUAGCUACCAAGAUGAAGUGUUGGUGAAGCGGGAGGAAUUGCUUGAGUUUGCACAAGGUGCUGUUGCGGGAUUCAAAGUUAGUGCUGAGCUUGGAAGAAUAGAUGCUGAAGCCAUUGAUCUGAAGAACAAACUUGAUGGAAUGAUUGGUUCUGAUAAGCCAUCAAGUGAAGAUCAGAACAAAGCAUCUGAUGGAACAGCUAAAGCAACUGUGGAGGCUCUGAAAGAAGCCCUUGCGCAAAUACGUAUUUGUUCUAGAUUGGAAGGGCUUUUACUGAAAAAGAAAAAUUUAUAUUUUGGAGAUUCUCCCGAGAUUCAUGCUCAAAAGGUUGAUAAGUUGAAAGUCUUGUCAGAAUCCCUUGCUAGCUCUGCAGCAAAAGCUGAUAAGCGCAUCUUAGAUAACAGAAUACAAAAGGAAGAGGCCCUGAAUGUUCGUGUUGGAAAAGCUGAUGAAGCUAAUGAAAGAGAGAAGGAAAUAUCAGCUGAAAUUGCUGUACUUGAAAAAGAAAGAAAUGAACUUGAAGCUCAAUUGAAAAAGGUUAAUAUUUCCUUGGCUGCUGCAAAUGCACGCCUUCGCAAUGCUAGGGAAGAGAGAGACCAGUUCGAUGAAGCUAACAAUAAGAUCAUUGAGCACUUGAAAACAAAGGAAGAUGAGCUGUCAAAAUCUAUUGCUGCAUCCAAGGUAGAAGCAAAUGUCUUGAGUACCUGGAUUAAUUUUCUGGAAGAUACUUCGGUUCUCCAGCACUCAUAUACUGAAACAAGGGAGAAGCAGGUCAAUGAUGAACUGGAGAGGCAUGAGGACUAUUUCAUGAAUUUGGCAAUCCAUCUUCUCUCUGAGAACAAGAAAGAGUUGGGGCUUGACAUCAGUCGCAUUGGGAAAUCUGUGGAAAAUCUAAAGAAUUUAAGUGAAGGAUCAGAGGUGGCAGGUGUGGCUCAAGAUGGUUCUAAAGUUUUACUCCAAAGGAAAGAUCUUGAAAAGGAAUAUAUGGACUAUGAAGCCAUGGUUAUAACCACCUUCAGUGUGGUUGAUAAUAUGAGAGAACAGCUUUAUGCUAAACAGGGGGCUGUUUGUAGGAAAGAUGAUGCAAAGAUAAAAGAACUAUUUGAUGAUAUUGAGAAAUUGAGAAAGGAAUUUGAAUCCAUUGGGAGGCCAAAUCUAGAAAUUGAGUAUCCACCUACCCCCAAGGCAGAGACUGCAUCUGAGAAGCCAUUGGGAAGCCCCACCCGAAAGUCAAUGCAGAAUCCUAGUUCACCAAAAUCCGAGCCAGAUGGGCAACCUAAAGCAUCUGCAGUUGAGGAACAGCAGAUGCUUGAUCCUGCGGCUGAACUAGCGAAGCUGGAGUCAGAGUUCAAGAAGGAUGCUCGAGAUUACUCAACAGAAGAGAUUGGCGACUGGGAGUUUGAUGAGCUUGAAAGGGAGUUGAUGUCUGGUGAUACAGCAACAGGAAAGUGACCAAUAAGCCCUCCGAUAUGGUGACUUGCAACAAAAAUCCAUAACACGUGAUCUCCCCAAAAGCUGAAUUUUAUAUCAUGAGCUUUUAGGUAUAACUUAUUUGUAACAUUGGUUUAAGUUUCAAUUUGUUCAUUCUUCUGUAAAUUGUCAAAAGUGUAUGUUUUACAGUGGAAUUAGACGAAACAAACAAAUGACGAAUGUAAAUGUUGAACUACAAUAUUACUGGACAAACGCAUUGGCAUGUA